UUAAGGUUCUGUUUUGACUACCGGUAUCAAAUAAGUUUGUGUCAUGAAGUUGACCUUACUUUUUUUACCGAAAAAAGUAGAUACCAGUUCCGAGAGGCUAAACUAUAGUAGGUAUAAGUAGCUGCGUUAGGCUGGGUUAGGUUAGGUUAGCUUGAUAUCAUAUUAAAAUAAUUAGUAUCUCUAAAACAUUUCCGUUAAAACUCGUUUUAUUGUAAUGCUACCGUAUAGCUAUCAACACACUCCCAAAACAAUUUAUUGAAUUACACAUUGAUGUUCUAGAGGUUUGUUUGAACGUGUAUUCGAUAGGUUGUUGCUCCUGGAAUCCCUAAAGGUUAUCGUGCCAUCUAAUUUAAAUGCUGUCCUAUUAAAUGCAAUAAGAAAUACAAUCAAUCACGUUACGCUAUAUAAAAUCACAUCGAAUGGAUAAUCAAGAAAUAGUAUUAGUGCACCUCUUGUAACGUUGUGAAACGCUUUAAAAUACAGUAAGAAGAUGAGUAAAAGCGAAAGUUAUAAAUUGGAUGAACUUGAUAAAGAACAGAUUCAGAUGUUAAGAUCUACGUUUAAUGUAUUUGACGUAGAUAGAAAGGGUUACAUUGAAACUGAUAUGAUUGGAAUAAUUUUGGAUCUCUUAGGAACACAACUUGAUGGAGAUGAAUUGGAGUGUGUCAUAAAUGAAAUUGACGAGGAUGGAAACGGUGAAGUGAGUUUCGAAGAAUUUGCGAACCUGGCAGCUCGUUUGUUGGUGGAAGACGAUGAAGAUACGGAAGCUAUUCAACAUGAAUUAAAAGGCGCAUUUCGACUAUACGACAAGGAAGGAAACGGCUUCAUUACUACCGACGUGUUAAGGGAAAUAUUGAAAGAAUUGGAUGAAAAACUAAGUGACGACGAACUUGACAACAUGAUCGAAGAAAUAGAUGCAGAUGGAUCUGGCACAGUAGACUGGGAAGAAUUCAAAGCCGUAAUGAUUGGAUGAAUCAUCAAUUGCAAAAAGGAUCCUUCUGAAUCAAUAUUGCGAGUCUUUUUAUAUUUAUU
Agrilus planipennis (emerald ash borer) is the source of this 1032-nucleotide messenger RNA. Its product is annotated as troponin C-like. Gene Ontology annotation, molecular function: enzyme regulator activity; calcium ion binding. The transcript has 6 exons. NCBI's taxonomy places the organism in Eukaryota, Metazoa, Arthropoda, Insecta, Coleoptera, Buprestidae. The coding region runs from base 491 to 973 and encodes 160 amino acids. The record is from RefSeq and is a predicted model, not a curated record.